UCCCCCCUUGUGACGUCUUUUCUAAACACCAGGCAAAUUUUGCUACUUUUUAUCUAUUACGCGAGCAGCAAGUCCUGUCCUUUUAGGCUUGCUCGUACUUUUUUUUUUGCUUCUAUAUCAGCAUCGUUUAAGCCACGGUCUGAUUCUCCCAUAUAAACAGUGGAGCGGCGCUGCCCGCAUUCUUCCCUCCACGCAUCUACAUUCCACAACAUGAACCCAAUGUCUCCCUCCGAGAGAGAUGCCUCCAAAGAGGUAGAGCGUCAUGUGAGACACCAGAGCUCUACCUCUUCAGACCUCAAGAUCAGGGCUCUCGUUCCCAUGUGGGAUAGCUCAGAUCCUGAGCGAGCUCCUCCUCCGCUUCCACUCAAUCCUCAGUCUCCCAGUCUUACAUCACGAGUCGGAACCUCCAGCGCCAUCCAGUCAGCCCACGCCGCCCUUAGCGAGCGAGUUCGCGAAAGCUGCCCUUCUCCAACCAAGCGCACCAACGACCCAUCACCAGAGCGAUCUGUUGUUAGAACGUCGUCACACCGCCGCUUGCUUUCGCUGCAGCCAGGAAACGUUCGCGACCUCGGCUCGAUAAUUGAAGGCUCUAAUAGCCGUCCGACAACUCCCACAACAUCGGCUACGCCAAACGACCCGAGGUCCCCUACCAAGGACUUUGGUAAUGGUUUGGGACCUGGGCCGACUCUAACUCCUAUUCUUCGCCCAACCGCCCGACGCAUGCCCACAGAGAGCAUCCUCGGCGAAAACACACCUCCUCAAUCCUCUACUAUGCUUGCGUUGCAAAACAUGCCUCCAAGCAACCCCCCAAAAGCUAUUGAAGCGCCGCUCAGCGAUAUCACCAAUGCUCAAUCAAAGUCUAAUCACACUCUUGAUGGGCUUGGAUCACAGUUGCAGAGCCUCACGACCAUUGCUCUAACUCUUCAGAAAGAGAUUGCCGCUCUCAGUCGCCGUAGUCGCGACAACGCUACUGAUCUUCUCAGUCUGAAGAAGGCUACAAACACUAGGGAUGAGGACAUUCGAAAGAGUCUCAGAGAUUUGGUUGGCCAAGUAAAUGACCAAAACCAACGACUCUCUGUCAGGGAUACUCUCAGUACUCUUCUGAUCGACAACAAGCCUCACAAUGGGUCGACAUCGAGGGCCUUUAACAGGGCACCUACGCCUGAGUCGGAUGAUACACCAUCUUUAGAUGGAACCGAUAAUACUGCUACAAUCGCUCUGUUGGAGACCAUUCUCAAUGGUUUAGGUACGAAAGACGGAGAAGCUUCUCUCGUCAAGCUCCUCUCACAGCUAUCGAAACAAGUUUCAGGCAUGGCUACCGCUACUAAGAUUGACGAGCUCGCACAGUUUGUCAAAUCUCAACAAUCAAAUGCCCUUGUUGCCGUCAGUGCCGUCGAACGAGGUAGAGCCUUGAGCUUCGACGACAGUACCAGCAAUGCUGGCUUCGAAGUCAGUACCCGAGCCGGCCCUAUGACCCAGCGUAUGGAGCGCCUCUUGAAUAACGCCGACAACCGCAAAUCUAUGACAGCGUCACCGUCGCGUGGUUCAGAGCUUGUCAAUGAAGAUAUGAUCAGUAUCAUUCGCUCCGUCAAGGACAGCGUCUCUCAAGGCGGUGGCAUGACCGCUGAAGUGAAAGCCCUUGUGCGUGAGCUUCGAGGCGAAGUCUUGGGCAUGGGCCGAGAGCUGGCCAAGCGCCUCGAAGGCGUGGAACGAGCCCAGCCAGAACUCGAUGAUGUCGUCCAGCGUAAAGAUGAUGUUUCACGCGUUAUUGACGAGGGAUUGGAGCAGAUGAAGGAACAGCUAAACCAUGUUCUAAAGGAGCAUCGACGUCAGUCAACAUCAUCCUCAAUGUCACAAAAGACCGCUGUUGACUACCAAGAAAUUUACAAUGCCAUGCGAGCGGCGCUACGCGACAACGAGGCGUCCCGCGAUGAUAUGCCAGAUCUCAGCCGUGAAGAUGUCGUCGAAGCAGUCCGCGAAGCAUGGGAGUCUUACAAGCCCGAAGUUGAAGCACAACAUCCUAGUCUCGAGCGUGACGAAAUUAUGGCCUGCCUCAAAGAGGGACUACAAGAUUACCAGCCUCGCGAUGAGCAGCCCGAAGCUGCGACUCGAGAAGAGGUUUUUACUGCCGUGGUGGAGGGCUUGAAGCACUUUGUUCCACCACAAGUCGAUACUGCCGCUAGCCUUUCCCGCGAUGAAAUUAUUGAGGCCGUUCGCGACUGUCUGGAAGAAUUCGAAUUCCCAGUUUCUGCUGCUGCCAUUGGCAAUGAUAUGAACAGAGAGCACAUGAUUCAUGCCGUCAAGGAGGGCUUGCGAGACUUUGAUAUGCCUCGUGGCGGCCUCUCUGGCGAAGACAACGAAGAAAUCAUGACCCGACUUCAGGAUAUCAUGGAAUAUAUGAAAUUGGAGUUCCGCGCCGCAUCGGAGGAAGCUCGAGACAACAUAGCCGCAACUAGCAGGGACACGGAACAUAUUCUAGAUGGCACCAAAGAAGGCCUUGAAAACCUGCGUGCUGCUAUUGAAAGCUACGUUGAUCGUGCAGGUAGUGUCACCUCUGGAGGCGAAGACAUGGCUGAGCAGCUAUCACAGCAUUUUGAUGAAUUCAAGGAGGAGAUUGGUAGUUUGAUUGCUGGCUCGUCUGAGUCAUCACGAGAACAGCUUCGAACUGAGCUAGAAGGCAUUCGCGAAAUGGUUAAUACGUCGAUGGUGGCCGCUGUGCCACAGGCUGCCUCUGGCUCAAGCCAGGAGCUCCUUGAAACGCUCCAAAACGGCCUUAAUAGCUUACGACAAGAUCUGCUUCGCCCCAGACCUGAGACCGGAGAGCUUUUGGAUGCUCUCAACGAUGGUCUCAACGAUAUCCGUGCCGGUAUUGACAGAAUCACUAAUAAGCCCGUAGAUUUGACGGCCAAUGAUGAAAUCAUCGAUACCAUUAGAUCUGGGCUUGACUCAGUUCGAUCCGAUAUCGAGACUCUGCGCGACAACAACGAGCGUGCUAUGACGGCGGUCGCUCCGGCCGAAGAGAAAAAUAUGGAUACUGCCAUUAUUCCCCUCGACACUGCUAAGCAUGACGAUAUCAAGAACUUGGAAGUGCUCAUUACCCAACUGCGCAUUAAGGUUGAAGCAAUGGAGCCCGAGUCUGAACCAGUUCAGCGGGAUGAUCUUGCACGCUUAGAAGAGAUGAUCAGGGAUGUCCAGAAUGGUGUACACGAAAUUGGUUCACGCGAGCAAACUACGGCCCGCGGCGUCGGCGGUGAGAGCACCAGCGAAGGUGACAACGCCACUCGUGAUGAUGUUCAAGCGAUUGAGACCAUUCUGCGCAACACCAAGGACCGCCUCGAUGACCUCAUUGAAGGUGACCAAGCUGUUCGCAAGGAGCACCUUGAUACUCUUCUCGCUAUGGCUACUGACCACAAGGAAGCUGUUGGGGCCAUGUCGGAGCGUCUGGAGUCAACCACGCGAAAGGAAGAUGUUGGAGCCUUGGAAGAGCUCAUUGCUCAAGUUAUUAUUGGAAUCGACGAGCUCAAAGAGAACAGCGCCAGAGAUGAAGAUGGGGCCGAGAAGGUUACCAAGACCGAUGUCGAGGCUAUUGAAGCUCGCGUUUUGGAAAUCCGCUCUGCUCUUGAUAAUCUUGCAGAUAUGGACUUUGCCACCGUCUCCAACAAGGAUGACAUUGCAAACAUUGAGACUCUUUUGCGCGAGACCAAGGAACACAUCGAAACCCACGGCGAGACAAAUGCCAAGUCCAACGAAGAGCGUCAGCUUGAGAUGCUCGGCUUGAACGAACGUGUCACAGAAGUCAAGACUUUUCUUGAAGAGUUUCAAGAGGCAGUUCACACGAAGCUUGACGACGGCUCAACCGGCGUUGAAGCUCUGGGCAAACUGCUUGAGGCAAUGGGUGAGAAGAUGGAUAAAAACGAAAACGUUGGCCAAGAUCUCAAGGAAAUGUUCGAUACGAUGAAGAACGAAUUCGAAGUUUCCAAGGAAAUUGCUGCUGGUUCUCGCAUUGAGUCUGAUGAGAAGUUCCAAGAAGCUACCGACAACAUGGCCGCUAAAAUUGAAGAGAAGAUCGCCGCCUUGGUUGAAAAGUAUGACGAAUUCCAGGCCAAUGUGGACGAGAAAAGCAAGGCUGGCGAAGCUCGUGAUCUUGAAAUCGAGUCUGCGGUCAUGUCAGCCAAGGCUGUGUCUGAUGACUUGAAGAUCCUCAUUGAUACGCUCGGCUCUACAGUCACAGAGUCCCUGGAGAAGAUGGAAGAGGCGUCCAAGACUGUUUUCGAAAAAGUCGAGGACCUCUCAUCCAAGUCAGACGAAUCCCGCGCAGAAGGUCAAACAGAGCACCAGCUUACUCGAGAUCAUGUUAUGCAAGCCGUCUCUGCUGUGGAGGCUUUGCAGGGAGAUAUCAAAGACUUCCAGCCUCAAAUCCUGGAGGCGGUCAAGGAUAUCUUGCUUCUUGUCGGCGAACACUUUGAGCACUCCAAGACGUCUGUAAGCGAUAUUCAAGAGAAGAUCGUUGAACAACAACCAAAGGAGCAAGCCAUGCUGGCGGCGCCUCCUACGAAAUACGACGAUGCUGCUGUACGCGAACAAUUGAGUCGCCUUAUCGAUCAAAGAUACGAUGAUUCCGAAGUUAAAGAGAAGCUCGAUCGCCUGGAGCAAAGAUACACCGACACAGCUAUCCACGAGAAGCUUGACAAGCUCGCCGAUCACUCUGCCUCUACUACUGAAGCCUUUGCUCGCCUCGCAACUCUCGAGAAGGUUCACGAUUCCGUUAUGGAGACAGCCACGCAAAUGUCUGAUUUCAUGUCGACACAAACACAGCGCAUUGCAAACGCCGACGAAGACCGAGAGCGAACUCUGCAUGAGACAGAGCUCGCCCUCGAGCGAAAGUUGGCCGAAAAGGACCAUGCUGAAGCCGCUGUCCUCAGCCUGCACGAGGAGGAUGAGCGCUUACGCACUAGCGUUAUGAACCUUCGCAAUGAGCAGGAGAGCCUGAUCCGUCAGAAGACCAGACUUACUGGCGAUGUGUCUUCUCUUGAGACCGCACUGCGUUUACGUCGUGAGGAAUUGGCGGAGAUGGAGGCUCGUGCUGAGCGCCUGGAGCGUCGCAUUGUCGAAGGAGUCAUGGACCAUUCUCGCGUUUUGCUUAUGGGCAAGUCCAACGGAAGCCGCGACAACAUGAACCGCAAGCGAGUCAAGAAGCCUAAUAUGCAAGAGUCUGAUUUGGCGAAGUCGUCGCCAAGACCCGCAGUUAGCAUGGCCUUAUCGACAAGACGAAGUAUCGUCCCGUCUGCUCAAAACGGUGCUGCGCGACGUAUUGCAUCGCUCAGCCAGAUGAACAGCAGCAUGUCGCAAGCAGCCGUUAAGCGAAGCCAGAGUGUCCGCACUCCAGCAGGAAACCCUCUUCGCAAGCGCAGCUGGGGCGGUGCUCUCAGCAAGACUAGAAUUGAGGACAAGGAAAACAUGGCGAUAGGCGAGACGCUUGAAGAGGACGAGGAGUCUAUGGCUGCUAGCACACCAAGAACACCACUUACUCCUGGAGAGCUUACGAGGCUUUCCGACAUCCAAAGCGACAACUACUCCGCCAUUGGCUCUUCGCUGGCCGAUGAUGACAAUGAAGAUGCCCGUAGCAAUGCUGAUACUAUGAGACGAGCUAGCGCAGGAACAACCAUUAUCUCAGCAAGCGACUAUACGGAGUCUGAUAUUGGAUAUGAUUAUGAUGACGCGACGAGCGUAUGGACGGAGAGUGCGGUUGGUGAGAGAAGCUCCUACGGCGGAGCGGAGGAGGAUACGACUGUCUUGCAUUAAGCUUGAGAUUCCUCCUUUUGGUUUCUGCCUAAAGAGGCUGACGAUGUAUGGAUUAUGCGUGUGAUAUUUUGUUUUUGAGCGGGUUUUUGUGGUUGGAUCUACCACUUUUUGUUUGGAUCAUUGGUCCGUUUCCUUGAUUCUGUUUUUUUCUUGACAAGGAGUGUUUAUCAUGGACAUGGACGUAUUUAUCUAUAUUGUUUUGUAUUUAUCAAUUAACCUUUUCUUGAACAUGAGAGUAAAUGAUUGCAGUGACGUAGGCGUAUUACGGCUGGCG
[Torrubiella] hemipterigena is the source of this 6076-nucleotide messenger RNA. Lineage: Eukaryota; Fungi; Ascomycota; Sordariomycetes; Hypocreales; Clavicipitaceae. The record is from the annotation of a GenBank genome assembly.